AUAAGAACUGAAAACUGUGGGAUUAUAAGUAAUCCUCUCAAAUGGGGAGACGUAUCUUGUAACACUAGACUUCAUUUUAUUUGCUAUAAUGAAAGUAAAACACCAGAGAAAUUCUACUUGAUUAAACAAUCGAAGACCUGGCUGGAAGCUCAGAGUUACUGCAGAGAGAAACACACAGAUUUGAUCAGUGGAAUAAAGGAGCUACAGGGAGAACAACUGAAGAAUGUUCUAUCUGUAGAUAUUUGGGUGUUUAUUGGUCUGUUCAGAGACACCUGGAAGUGGUCAGAUGGAAGCAGCUUUUCUUUCAGACACUGGAACCUUCAGUUUAAUGAUGAGAAAUACAACAGUGGUCAAUGUGCCAUGACUGUGUUUGAUGAUGGAGGCAGAUGGAAGAAUGGGGACUGUAAAGAGAAAAAACCUUUUAUCUGUUAUGAUGAUAAUCUGGUCCUGGUCCAAGAAAAGAUGAACUGGGCGAAUGCCUUAUCCUACUGCAGGGAACACUACCAUGAUCUGGUCACCAUCAAAACCCUUGAAGAGCAGAUAUUGGUCCAAGAGAAAGCCAAGAAGGCAUCGACUCCUUUUGUCUGGUUAGCACUGCGCUAUAACUGCACUAAGAAGUUCUGGAUCUGGGUUUGUCCUGAGGGGGUCACUGAGAGAACCAUGAACUCAGAUGGAGAGGUUGAUGACUGUAACAUUUCUGGAGCCAUGGACACUGGAGGACAACAUAAGUGGUUCCAAAUAAAUGGUGGAGAGGAGUUUAAUUUUAUUUGUUCUAAGAUUUAAGGUUGCACAUUUUUUAUCUUUCACUUCAUGUAUCAGUAAUGGGCUUUGUUACAGUUGUAACCAUUAAAAUGUCCCCUUUUUCUUCGAUGGGCUUUUGGCGGAUCCUUGGCUUUUACCCUACAAUCCCUUUUUAAACAUAAAUCUUUGUACUAAAAUAUUCUUUCUGCCAUGAUU
Cyprinodon variegatus (sheepshead minnow) is the source of this 957-nucleotide messenger RNA. Its product is annotated as C-type mannose receptor 2-like. NCBI's taxonomy places the organism in Eukaryota, Metazoa, Chordata, Actinopteri, Cyprinodontiformes, Cyprinodontidae. The annotation marks the transcript as partial. The record is from RefSeq and is a predicted model, not a curated record. The transcript has 3 exons.